Messenger RNA from Camelina sativa (false flax), 548 nucleotides. Its product is annotated as non-specific lipid-transfer protein 2-like. NCBI's taxonomy places the organism in Eukaryota, Viridiplantae, Streptophyta, Magnoliopsida, Brassicales, Brassicaceae. The record is from RefSeq and is a predicted model, not a curated record.
UCUAAUAAAUUAAUUAGUCUAGAAAAUGAAGAUCAUUCCAUUGAUGUCCAUCGCCUUGGUUCUACUCUUGACAUCAUUCCCGGAUCCGACGCGCGCUUAUUGCAAAGAAGCACUUCGUUUAUGCAUGGGAACCAUCACGAAUCAUGCUAGCGCCACGUGGAGUAAAUGUUGUGAGAGACUGACAACGCCAGGACCAUGUAUGUGUAAGUACAUUAAAGACCCUGCGCAAAAGAAAGAUGCUCGCCGCCUUGCGGGUUCUUGUGGGCGCUCUAUGCCUAUUAAUGAUCAAUCUCUCAAGAAGCAUUACAAGUGUGGUUAAAAACUACGAAAACCCACAACAAGCGAUCGUCGUCAAACGUUGUUUAUUGGGUUUUUAUUCCUUGUCUCUUUGUAAGCGUUUAAGUUGUUGUUUCUUAGUUUAUGAAACCAUCUCUCCCAAUUUUCACUUUUCCCUUGCUUUUUAGGUAAUUACGAUUUUACACUCUUUUUUGGUCGGUCCUUUGUACUUUCUUCUAUAUAUCUAAAGAAGCGAAAUAAAGUAUUCUAAA